Anastrepha obliqua is the source of this 1956-nucleotide messenger RNA. RefSeq names its product spermine oxidase. NCBI's taxonomy places the organism in Eukaryota, Metazoa, Arthropoda, Insecta, Diptera, Tephritidae. The transcript has a single exon. The record is from RefSeq and is a predicted model, not a curated record. Bases 318 to 1742 code for a protein of 474 amino acids. Gene Ontology annotation, molecular function: polyamine oxidase activity.
CUAUCAGCCACGUGAGCGCCAUAGCUGCUGAUGACUACUUUAGUGACCAAGCAACACUACUAAGAGUCAGUUGCUCAGCAAGUGCUGAAUUAGUGAAACGUUUUCGAAGGUUGUUACGCUACCACUCGCUCUUUCAACGAACAGCAAGCAAUAACAAAAAUAGUUUGAAUACAGUGCCAACACAUGAAGUGUUAAAAGUGUUAAUUUCACAUAAUUGUGUUGAAGAAAUUGACAACCACAACAUCACACAUAGCAACGGCUUUAAGCACAAGAAUAUUUGUGAGCGACCAAGCGAAGUGACAACUAAAGAGAACGUCAUGAAAUCGGCAAGAAUUGUUGUUAUCGGUGCUGGUGCAGCGGGUAUAGCUGCAGCGACACGACUCUUACAAUCUGGCUUUGGAAAUGUAUUACUACUUGAAGCCGAAAACCGUAUUGGUGGGCGCAUACACACCAUACCCUUUGCGGAUAAUGUGGUCGAUUUGGGUGCGCAAUGGUGUCACGGUGAAAAGGGUAAUGUAAUCUUUCAGUUGGUGAAAGAUUCAGAUAUGCUACAGCGGACUGGCCCAAUCUAUGAUGACUACAAAUGCGUGCGUUCCAAUAAGGAAGUGCUCUCCGAAACAGUCGCUGAUACGCUCAAAUCGGUGGCUUUUAAUUUAAUACCAGCACGCCAAGAAGGUUUGAAAGACUUCGAAGGUUCUUUGGGCACAUAUCUCACAGAAGCAUUUUGGCACGAUCUGCAGCAAUCACCGGAGAUCGAUAGGACUGUGGCGCGUGAAUUUUUAGAGAAUUACAAGAAAUUCGAAAGUUCAAUAGAGGCAUCCGAUCAUCUAUUCGAAGUUUCUGGUCGGGGUCACCUUGAGUAUUGGAUAUGUGAAGGUGAAUUGCUACUCAAUUGGAAAGAUAAAGGUUUCCGCUCCUUUUUGCAAUUCCUAAUGAGAGCUAAAAAUGCGGAAGGUUUUGGACUACUCGAGAAGCGUAUUCAGUAUAAUUCCCGCGUCCAAAACAUUGAAUGGAAAAAUUCGAAAGCGGGUGUGCAAAUACGCCUUUGGAAUGGUGAACUGAUCGAAGCAGACCAUGUUAUAUGUACUGUAUCGCUGGGCGUGCUUAAGGAAAGGCAUCAGCAAAUGUUCACACCUGCGUUGCCACCUGCCAAGUGUCGUGCUAUUGACGGUCUCAAAUUGGGAACAGUUGAUAAGUUUUUCAUAGAAUUUAAGGAACCUUUUCGGCCAACUGAUUGGUCGGGCUUUUGUUUUCUAUGGCGUGAAGAGGAUUUGGCAGAACUACGAAACUCUGACUACUUUUGGUUGGAAAGUGUUUUCGGCUUUUAUCGCGUCUCUUACCAGCCACGCAUACUACAAGGCUGGAUAAUUGGCCCACAUGCGCGUCACAUGGAAACACUACCCGAAGCAGAGGUGCUCAAAGCUUUACUAUGGCUUUUCGAGAAGUUUUUCACAUUUGAAGUGCCUGAGCCGGUGAAAUUUUUACGAACGCAUUGGCACAUUAAUCCCAAUUUCCGCGGCAGUUACUCAUUCCAUUCGAUGUAUACAGAAGAGCUUCGCGCAAGCAAUGGAGAUUUAGCUGCGCCGCUCAUUGAUGAGAAAGACGGAAAGCCACUGCUACAAUUUGCCGGUGAAGCAACGCAUUCACACUUCUAUUCGACGGUGCACGGUGCGGUGGAGAGUGGAUGGCGUGAAGCGGAGCGCUUAACUGCCUACUAUCUGGGCUAUACGGCGCAACUGUAAAAAGGGUGUUUUAGAGUUACUACGAAGGCGGUUUUAUAAUGAUAUUAUAGAUGUUGAGGGCUUUAAGUUUAUUGCAUGAAAAAAGUUUAUGAGCUUACAUUUUUAUUAUGUGUUGCAUUUGAUGUUUGCUUUGAGCCAGAGAAGCUAAAAAAAUGCUACACUUGGUUAGCUAAUUGAAUAGUAAUAAUAAAUAUGUAAAAUUUAAUUUGAUAAA